ACAAAUGUUCCCCGACAACAUUGUGGAGGCCUGCUUUAGUAAGAAACUCACUGAACUCAAAGAGGUGAAGCGCGGCAAUUUAUCACAAGCUGAAAUUAACGAGACACUUUUGAAUAAUAAAACUAUCGAACCAUUAUAUGAACCAGUGGUCACAAAGGCCAGCGGCAUCAAUAUGCUCGGACUGGUCACUUUUUCCAUCGCCAUGGGGAUUGCCAUUAACAAACUGGGCCUCAAAGGGAAACCACUCAAGGACUUCGUGGAAUCGCUGUGUGAGGCAACACUACUUCUGGUCUCUGCAGUGAUCUGGUACUCACCAAUUGGAGUUAUGUUUCUGGUAGCAGCUCAAGUGGUGGCCAUGGACGACCCGGUUCAAGCCUUUGAGCAACUGGGAUUUUAUUUUCUCACGGUCAUGGCCGGCCUUGCCAUUCAUGGUUUCAUCGUUCUUCCCCUGCUGUACUUUAUUUUAGUCAGGAAGAAUCCAUACAGAUUUAUAUUCGGAAUGUUGCAAGCUUUGGUUACGGCUAUUGGCACGUCUUCCAGUUCUGCAACAUUACCAGUUACCAUGAAGAACCUCGAGGAAAACAACGGAAUAGACCCACGUAUCACAGCAUUCGUGGCUCCCGUUGGAGCCACAAUCAACAUGGAUGGCACUGCGCUCUAUGAAGCCGUUGCUGUCAUUUUUAUUGGACAGAUACGAGGUUUUGACAUGGACGUUGGUAGCGUUAUUACCAUCUGUAUUACUGCAACAGCGGCGGCCAUUGGUGCUGCGGGAGUUCCCCAAGCAGGAUUGGUUACCAUGGUGAUAGUAUUGACGUCAGUAGGAUUUCCUGUAGACGACGUGGCAAUGAUCCUGGCUGUUGAUUGGCUCUUGGAUCGGUUCAGAACGAUGAUCAAUGUUCUUGGUGACGCAAUCGGGGCGGGAAUCGUUCAGCACUUUUCCAUGGCCGAUCUCAGGAGGAUGGAUGCAGAAGAUAGUCUGUUACAGAACAAAUUAUCGGAAGUUGAUUCCAAGAAUGCCGGGAAAGAAAUAUUUGCAGACGACAAGGGAAGCAAGAUUAAUGGAGGCAUCGAUAACCCUGGUUUUAGUUCAAGACUGUAA
Candidula unifasciata is the source of this 1099-nucleotide messenger RNA. The record is from the annotation of a GenBank genome assembly. NCBI's taxonomy places the organism in Eukaryota, Metazoa, Mollusca, Gastropoda, Stylommatophora, Geomitridae.